CGGAAGUACCGCACCAUCGUAAACUGGGACAGCGAGCGGUGAGCAUCUCUUCAUUGGUGUAUGUGUGGCAACAACAUGUCAGUCCCGCUGCUCGAUGAGGCUGCGACGGUGUCCGGGACGGAGAAGGAGACCGCUGCUGUGAUUUUCCUUCAUGGUUUGGGAGACAAUGGCAAAGGCUGGGCAGAUGUAUUGACCAGCAUCCGGUUGCCUCAUGUCAAGUUUAUCUGUCCUCACGCGCCUGCUAUCCCUGUCACUCUCAACAUGGGCGCCUUGAUGCCUGCAUGGUUUGACCUCAAAGGCCUCAGUCCCGACUCUGCAGAGGAUGAAGCAGGGAUUAAAAAGGCAGCAGAGAACAUCAAGGCCAUAAUUGAACAUGAGGCUAGAAAUGGCAUCCCCCCUCACCGCAUUAUACUUGGAGGAUUCUCUCAGGGUGGAGCAUUGUCCUUGUACACAGCUUUGACCUGUCAGCAUCAGUUGGCUGGAGUUGUGGCUCUGAGCUGCUGGCUACCUCUUCACCGGACUUUCCCUGCGGCGUCCAGUGGCACCAGGAACAUCCCAAUUCUGCAGUGCCAUGGGAAGUGCGAUCCCAUGGUUCCCAUAGAGUUUGGGUGUUUGACAUCAGAACUGAUCAAAACCGUAGUCAAUCCUCAGCUGGUCACCUUCAAAGGCUUCCCCGGCCUCUCGCACAGCUCCUGCCCCCAGGAGAUGGAGGUCAUAAAGGAAUUUAUUGAGAAGUAUUUGCCUCGGAUCUGACCUCAACGUGACCUUACUGUGACCCCUGAGACACUGACCUCUCACCUUUGACCUUCCACCAACGCCCCACACAGGAAACGGGAAACAGCCAUGAGCACUCUUCUUUUUAGUCACAGAAAAAUCACUGUAAAGAUUUCACUUUUAAUGCUUUCCAUAGUCUUAGCCUUCAGAGGGAGAUAACUCAACUCACAAUACAUUCCCUUUUUGUUUAUAUAUGCCUUCUUCCUUAAAACCCUAUGCCUAUUAUUAUUUCCCAGCUUUCUCAGCAUAUUUUCUUUAUUUUUGGUCUAAUUCUCUUGAACUGAUAACACACACAAUACAUUCCUCCCUUAUAUGUGAACAUGAUGCAAUAUGACCAAUUUACAAUAUAACAAUUUCUAUUUAAUCCACAAAUAAUUGCCACAAUGUGCUGUUCAGUUUCUCUUAACCUUCCCUUCAUUAAUCAUGUUUUAGCACCAAGUUUCAAUUAAAAUAUCUCUAGGUUAGAUUUGCUAGUUUUGUCGUUGAUUUAGGUUUGUCUUACAUGCAUAAAAAGGUAAAAAUCAUCAUACCCUUGUCAACAACUUUUUCUGCUUGUAUUGUUGUCUGUAUAUGUAAAGUAAACUAUUGUAUCUCCAUUGGUUUCGCAUGGAAGUAUGAAUGACUGACCUACUGUAAUGUAAUGCAUGAAUUAGUCAUGUUUAAGAUGUUAUUGCAAACUGCAUAUCACCACUUUCUUGUCACUAUUCCCCACUCAUGGCUCUUAACCUGACAAAUUCACAUUUUUAAUUUUGCAUGGUCUGCCUGAUUUUAAACUCUUGCACUCUCUCUGUUUAAGCAAACCAGUUUUAAUUAAACCACAGAAAUCUCCAAUAAUAAAACUACAUCUCAGCUCCCUCUUAUGGCCAUUUACCAUUGCUACAUGGGGUCAGAUCUCUUGUAAAAAUAAAUAACAUUUUAAAAGGCUAUACACUGGGAGGGCUUGCGCACAAAGCUGUUCCAUUAUAACUGAAGGGUUUAAUUUUACAAACAUAAUAAUGUAAUCUUGAACAACUUGUAAUCCUUGGACAUGCAAGUGUAUCUCUGGAUAAGUUGUGUGUGCUUAAAAACACUUCAGGUGUUCUUUUUUUUUCUUUUUAGAUAUUGAGUUUACUUUCCUUGAUUAUAAUGUGUACCUUUUUCUCUAACUGGUUUAGUGGUGAUAAGAGAAAAUUUAAGAGAAAAGAAUGAGUUUGAUUGUUCACUAAUUAAUGAAUGUCUCCUUUAUAAUUUCCUUUUAUCAGCUAAUGUUGACUCUGCAGCUACCUUUUUUCACUUUGAUUAAUUUUGCCCAUAUAUUGUCAGUUAUCACACUGUAUUGUGUGUUUUCUCUUGGGUUUUGACAUUGGUUUCAUUUUUUUUUAAAUAUAUAUAUAUAUAUAAAUUAUGUCAUUUUGUUUUACCACUGUGUUGUCAUCUCAUUCUUUUGUGUGUUUAUAAUAAUGAGCAUUUAACUUGUAGAGGCUAAAGUGGUGGCCUCAGUAUGUUGUUUUGAAAACACCUGUAUUGCAAAAUAAAUCGCCAAAAGCAUCGAA
This is a messenger RNA of Boleophthalmus pectinirostris (great blue-spotted mudskipper), 2306 nucleotides long. It is a transcript of the gene lypla2, whose product is annotated as lysophospholipase 2. NCBI's taxonomy places the organism in Eukaryota, Metazoa, Chordata, Actinopteri, Gobiiformes, Gobiidae. The record is from RefSeq and is a predicted model, not a curated record. Gene Ontology annotation, biological process: protein depalmitoylation. Bases 61 to 753 code for a protein of 230 amino acids. Gene Ontology annotation, cellular component: cytoplasm. Gene Ontology annotation, molecular function: carboxylic ester hydrolase activity; palmitoyl-(protein) hydrolase activity. The transcript is spliced from 10 exons.